AUGGGCUUUGGAAAGUUCUUACCCUUCCUGGCUCUUGGCAUCUUGGUCCUGUACCAGGUGGACAUGCUCGAGGCAGCACCACUCAGGUCUGUCAUGAAGAGAGAUGAAUUCCUGGAUAGUCUGAUGAGGGAGGUUCUGAAGAACAUGGCCAGUGAUCAGGAGCAGGCAGAAAUGGAUUCCAGCGCUGCGACCCUUAAGAAAGGCUGCAACACAGGCACCUGCUUGACCAAUAAGCUCGCUGUGAUGCUGAACAAGUCCAAAACUGGUGGCUGGAACAGGCUGCUGCCCCCUACCCUGUUCCACCAUGGCUAA
Molecule: messenger RNA, 312 nt
Organism: Pipistrellus nathusii (Nathusius's pipistrelle)
Lineage: Eukaryota; Metazoa; Chordata; Mammalia; Chiroptera; Vespertilionidae
Source: the annotation of a GenBank genome assembly